CCGCCUUCACUGCAUUGAAACUUGCCACGUCUGGACCGAGGCGAGCUGCAUCUCUUGUGACUGCCUGGUUCCAGUCCCAUCGAGCCACUCUUUGGUUGCCCCGCUUUGUCUAACCCCCUUUGCCCACCAAAUCCCCAAAUCCCCAAAUCCCCAAAUCAACACCAUGAAGGCUGUACAUUUCGGAGCCGGUAACAUCGGCAGAGGGUUUGUUGCUGAAUUCCUCCACAACUCGGGGUACGAGGUCGUCUUCUGCGAUGUGAUGGACAGCAUUAUCGACCAGCUGCAAGCAUCGAAAUCCUACAAGGUCAUCCAGGUAGGAGCCGAGGGCAACAGCGAGUCGGUCAUCACAAAUUACCGGGCCAUCAACUCGAAAACCCACGAAGCCGACGUCAUCAAGGAAAUCACCACUGCAGACAUCGUCACUUGCUCAGUUGGCCCAAAUAUCCUCAAGUUUAUCGCCCCUGUCAUCGCAAAGGGAGUUGAUGCACGACCAAACGAAGCCACACCAAUCGCCGUAAUUGCGUGUGAAAACGCGAUUGGCGCAACGGACACACUGGCCGAACACAUCAUGCACCCCAAGUGCACGCCAGAACACCGACUCGACGACCACCACGAGCGAGCCAGAUAUGCAAAUUCUGCCAUCGACCGCAUCGUUCCUGCACAAGAUCCCGGCGCUGGCCUCGACGUGAAGCUCGAGAAGUUCUACGAAUGGGUCGUCGACAAGUCGCCCUUCCACGACCACGAACCCCCCGCCAUCAAGGGAAUCAAGUGGGUUGACGACCUGAUCCCAUAUAUCGAGCGAAAGCUGUUCACCGUCAACACCGGCCACGCUGCCGCAGCGUACCACGGAUAUUACCACAAGAAGACCACGGUGUACGAUGCGCUACAGGAGCCAGUCAUCAUGGACGAGGUCCGCAAGGCAUUGGCCGAGACAAGUACGCUGAUCGUAGGAAAGCACGGCAUCGACGAACAAGAACAGAAAGACUACGUCGACAAGAUCAUCACUCGUAUUGGCAACCCUCAUCUUGAGGAUGCCGUCGAGCGUGUUGGCCGUGCUCCCCUACGAAAACUCAGUCGCAGGGAGCGAUUCAUCGGCCCUGCUGCCGAACUUGCAGAGGACGGGAAAGCCUUCGGCGCCCUUCUUGACGCGGCGGAGAUGGCUUUCCGCUUCCAGAAUGUGGAAGGUGAUGAUGAGAGUGCGGAGUUGGCCAAGAUCAUGAGCUCAAAUGCUCCUGAGGCGGUUGUCGAGAAGGUCUGUGGCUUGACGGCUAGUGAUAAGUUGUUCCCGCACGUCGUGGAAAUCGUGAAAAGGGUUCAAGCAGAAGCAUAGAGAGCGUUCAUUCGAUCUUGCUAUGUUUUACGGCGAAUACGGGAGGAUAUUGGGGCGUUUUAUUGCGAUGUAUCUCAACCUCGAUUGGAUCAGGUUGUGUUAGCGUCUCAAGCCCUUCGAGGACAGCAGCGGCUGGCAAAAAAUAUAAAGAAUGAUCAACAUAACUUGAUAUUGUCUUCUGC
Hyaloscypha bicolor E is the source of this 1512-nucleotide messenger RNA. Its product is annotated as putative mannitol-1-phosphate 5-dehydrogenase. The record is from RefSeq and is a predicted model, not a curated record. The coding region runs from base 164 to 1330 and encodes 388 amino acids. Gene Ontology annotation, molecular function: mannitol-1-phosphate 5-dehydrogenase activity. Gene Ontology annotation, biological process: mannitol catabolic process. Gene Ontology annotation, cellular component: cytosol. The transcript is spliced from 2 exons. NCBI's taxonomy places the organism in Eukaryota, Fungi, Ascomycota, Leotiomycetes, Helotiales, Hyaloscyphaceae.